Messenger RNA from Recurvomyces mirabilis, 687 nucleotides. RefSeq lists its product as uncharacterized. Lineage: Eukaryota; Fungi; Ascomycota; Dothideomycetes; Mycosphaerellales; Teratosphaeriaceae. The transcript has a single exon. The record is from RefSeq and is a predicted model, not a curated record. The coding region runs from base 1 to 687 and encodes 228 amino acids.
AUGACCGACCAGACCGCCUCAGGACUCCUCUCCCUCCCCGCCGAACUGCGCAACGCAAUCUGGACCCUCCUCCUCGUCCACGACAUCGACCACGAAGCCAGUAUCCCGAUCAACCAGCUCCCCAUCCCCUACACCACCCACCACCAACGCGUCCACACCCCAAUCCUCCGAACCUGUCAACAAGCCAAUCAGGAAGGCACGCCCAUCCUCUACGGCGAGAACGUCUUCUCCGCCCACGCCUCCCUCCUCGCAACCCUCCCCUACUUCCUCCUCCGCCACACACCCGUCCAAAUCAUCAGCCACACCCCCAUCACCGCCCCCCGAGUCGCAGGCCUGAUACGGAGAUACUACCUCCACGUCCGUCUGGAUACAGACCCGCGAUUCACCCGCGCACAGGUCGAGGAAAGCUUCAUGGGGGUCGAGGAGCUGGAGAUCGAGGUCUUCCAAUCCAUGUACGCGAGUUGUGACUUUAAUGUGUUGAAGUUGUUUGAGGGGGUCAGAGGGGUCGGCAAGGCGGUGGUGAGGGGGAGUGUGGGCGAUGGGAGGUAUGCGGAUUGGUUGGCUGGGUGUAUGAUGAGUGGGAAGGGGGCGGAGGUGGAGGGGUAUAGUGAGAUGUAUAUUGGGGGAAAUAAGGGGUGGGAGGCUUGGUUGGCUAGGCAUGGGAUGGGGUGGGGGUUAAAUGGGUGA